This is a messenger RNA of Anastrepha ludens (Mexican fruit fly), 709 nucleotides long. RefSeq lists its product as uncharacterized. Lineage: Eukaryota; Metazoa; Arthropoda; Insecta; Diptera; Tephritidae. The coding region runs from base 60 to 371 and encodes 103 amino acids. The transcript has 2 exons. The record is from RefSeq and is a predicted model, not a curated record.
CAUACGUAUAUUUCCUUAAAAUAAAGUAAAAAUAUACCUCAAAAUCUAUACCUAUAAAUAUGUAUAGUAUUGCGCUUAGGUCAUUAUUGAGCGAGCGUGAGGAAAAUUUGAACGUGAAAGUGCUCAGGAGGCGAUUAAAGGACAAUUCCAACCCUUUGGAGCUAAGUGAUUCAAUGUUUUGGCAAUAUUACAGGCUAAACAAGCGGGCAUUUAAGUACUUGCUAGAUGUCCUUACUAACUCCUUGCCACCAUUGAGGCAGAAAUUCGGAAUUCCCCCUAUUGUAAAAUUGAGCGCAUGUUUGCGAUUUUUCGCAGAAGGAGGGCAUCAAAAAGGCAUUGGGAAGGACCAUGAAGUGGGUCUAAAAGUAUAGGGUACCACUUACCCCUUAAGGACUUCAAACUUGAUUUAAUUUCAAUACAUCCGGUUCAGCCUCACCACCUACUCUUGGAACCAAAAAUAAAAAUUAAAAGCUAGAGUCCGCAUAAAGAAAAACAAACCGUAUGUAGAUCCAAGCCUACGAUCCUCGUCAUCCCACCAACCAGUCAGAACAACCUUACGUAGAUGAGCGUAAUGCAGCAAGCCACCAAAGAAGGACUCAGUGGGUGUGCUCAACUUGUAAUGUGCCACUUUGCCUCAGCAAAACAAAAACUUAUUUCAAUGAGUUUCAGAAGUAAUCCUCGCACUCUAUGCGCGAUGGUAUAAAAGUCA